CUAAGCCAAGCCUCAGUGCCUAACCCCACUCUUAUCAUCUUCUCUCCAUUUCUCUCUUUUUAUACUUAGCUGUAGACAGAGAAGCUGUAGCAUCAGAAUUUGUGUUUGCAGUAAAUAACGCUGGUUCUCAGCUGACUUUAUUUUUUUGUCUUGAACGAAUCUAAGAUCGGAGGACCCUUUUGUCUGAAUUAGAGUUUCCAUUGUUGGGAAGAACAACAUGGUUGGCAUUUUUUCCAGAUUUUCUGUUGGCAGGGCUGGCCAUCGACGUUCCCAGAGUUCUCUUGAAGAAAGGGAAGUUAUGCCUCCAAAUCCGGAUGUUGUAGGUGCAGCUAUUGCUGCUACUGCUACUGCUCAUGGAAUUGAAGUAGCAGUUGAGUUUAAGCCAAUCGAACAUCCGAUUGAGCCUUUGGACAAUGAGCGACCAAUUCAAUGCCCACUACCUGAACCUUCAAUUCUAAAUGUAAGCUUUCGAGAGUUGUCUUUUGUUUCAGUUAAUGAGAUUCAUAUUAUUCAUAGGUUAUCAUUUUCUAGUAUUCAUGGUUAUGUAAUAAAGUGACCAUGUAGUUCUCAAAGCCAAUGAAGUUUGACAUUGUCAUUCAUUUUCCAUGUUGGUUCUCUGGAAUUGUUCAAAACCAUUUCUUAUGAACUUGUCAUUAAUUUUCAGAGAAUUAAACUUCUAUAAUUUAAAAUUCAUAUACUUUGCAUUACCUCUGUCAUCGGGAUGGAAGAAUCUGGAAGGAGCGAGUAUCAGCCAGUGUAAGAAGGGGAGCUGACUUGCCAGUUAUGGAGGAUGGAGGCACCUGUGAAUCUGAAGCUACUGGGACAAAACCCCGACCAACAUCUAAUCGCUUGAUUUUACCAUCUCUAAGUGCCCCAGAACAUAAUUUAUUAGAUCUCCUCGAAGAAUGUAAUGCAUCUGGGAUCUAAAGCCUGGUAUCAAAUCUUGAUUAGAGUUUAACUUGGAACAAUUUGCAUAUAUAAGUUCAAAGUGUAUUUUAUUUUUUGCCACCCAUUUUGUUGAAUAUAUAGAUCGUGGAAAUGUUACUCCCACACGUGUAAAUCUAACAGAUCACAUCCAAGAUUCAAUUCUCACCCUAGUGAUUACUCUUACCAUAUUUUUUUCCUAGAUAAAAGCUUCACCCCAUUUGUAUUUGUUUCAUUUGUUUUUACACCUUUCCUGGGACUUUAUCGCAUAAGGACUGACUGCAAGUGUGGUAACCAAUUAUUUGAAUCGGGUAGUCUUUUGUUUCCACUUUCACAAUCCAGUACUUAAUUCGAGGCUUGAAGACAUGGAGAUUGUCAUGACUCAGUUAGGUUCCAUGGCAUCCAAUUUUACGCUUGCAAUGGAUGAGUAUGCUUGUCAACUGCUUUUUUGGGUUCAUGAGAAAUUGUUAAAGGUGCUUAGGUAUAUCCUUGUGUGGUUCUCUUCUCUCUGUCUCUUCCUUGCACACAUUUAUGUAUUUGCUUUAUUAAAGUUAAUAAAGUCAGUUUCUCAACCCCCACUGUGUUUUUUUCUUUUUCUUCUUUAGAGACAUCGUUGUCAGGAAGGUAUCUGAUGAGAGCUUUUUCCUGACGGGUAUCGUACUUUGAGUUCGUCGCAAGCCAUUCCAUGAUUUUCACUGGAAUGGGGAGCUUAUCCCUUUUCUUGGUUUUCUGAAUUUUCAAGCCUUGCUUUACUACAACACACCACCCACCACUAAUCACCAAUUACCAAACCAAAGGACAAAAAAAAGGAGAGAAAAAUAUCAGCCAAUUACAUUUUCAUUCGUCUAUAUAUUCUUCAAAAGCAAGUAAUCAGUGGUUCUUUCGAUGAAUUCACCAACCCUGAAUUGAAAACAUCUGGAACACCAGUUUACUCAAUUAUCACCAUAGAUAUUAUUAAGGAGAUAAACAUCUUAGAUAUAGCUUGGCCUAGUUGGAAACUAGUGACUCUUUCAACAGUUGGGUUCAGCUAUUUCAAACGAAUUCUGCCAUAGUAAUAUAAAGACAUACAAAAGGAAAGCAUAAGCAGAUAAAUUAACUAUAUAGGCAGCUUGGGAAGCUGAAGUGGGUGCUCAAACGCUGGGCUGUGAAGGUGUUGCCGGGGGCCACGAAAGCUUCCAUGAUUCAUCCUCUGCUUCCUCUGCUGCAUCUGAUGUGAGUUUGCAACAUGAUUGUCUUGACCAAGUCCACCAACUCCAGUGGCGGCGGCUGGAUGGAUUGUCGUCAAUGACGCAAAUAUUAAAAGCAAAAGGAGAAGAAGAGAUGUAAACAAGGCCUUGAACUGCACCAUUGUGGCUUCAACUUUCAUGUCUUAAU
Durio zibethinus is the source of this 2298-nucleotide messenger RNA. NCBI's taxonomy places the organism in Eukaryota, Viridiplantae, Streptophyta, Magnoliopsida, Malvales, Malvaceae. The record is from RefSeq and is a predicted model, not a curated record.